Molecule: messenger RNA, 1046 nt
Organism: Stegodyphus dumicola
Lineage: Eukaryota; Metazoa; Arthropoda; Arachnida; Araneae; Eresidae
Gene: ida
Product: anaphase promoting complex subunit 5 ida
Biological process (GO): positive regulation of mitotic metaphase/anaphase transition; anaphase-promoting complex-dependent catabolic process; protein K11-linked ubiquitination
Cellular component (GO): anaphase-promoting complex
Molecular function (GO): protein binding
Source: RefSeq, a predicted model, not a curated record
UCGAAAUAUAACUGAAUGUGUGACUUUAUAGUAUAUUUAAUUAGUGAUAUUAUUUUUCAGUGUUAUUUGAGUUAUUUGAACUCUCUGAGAGUUAAAGAGUAUCGUGGUGCUCGAGAUAAUUUAUAUCAUCAUUUUGAUCGCAAUACAACUCUUCCUCAAGAAUGCAAAGCAUCUGCUGCUUCUGAGGAUCUUGCUCGGAGUUCACGUUAUGCUGCUUUGAAUCUGGCAAUAGUACAUGCUCUAUUUGAACAUAAGGACGAAGCACUAGCUGCUUUGAAUGAAGCAAUAAUGGUUGCUCAAGAAGUAAAUGAUAAUGUCUGUCUUCAGUAUUCUCUGGCAUGGCUGUACAGAUUAACUGUUGAUAACAAAGAAAUUUUGAUUGAGAGAUCUAUUGCAAAAUCAACUGAACUUGGACUUUGGUGCUUAGCCUCUCUUGGCAUACAGGCCUUGACAAAGCUGAAAUCCUUCACUACUGCUCUGCCUGCAAGUGUUUUUGAUUUGUUAACAAAAAGUGAUGUCCAGAAUUGUCAACAUUCUAUGACUGAUAUGUUAGGUCCUGCUUAUACUUUACGGGCUGGAUUAUGGUCUUAUUAUGGACACAGCAUGAUGAUGAAUUUAGCAAGUCAAAUGUUGCUGUUUAUGAAUACUUCUGAUCCUGUUCGUGGUGGAGUAUAUCAUAUUGGAGAAGGUACUUGUCUAGCAUUAAGAAAUAUGGCAGUAUAUUAUGCUGCAGAGGGUCUUUUUAGUGAAUCUGCUAAAGUAUUAGUUUUAGCAAGAGAACUAUUCCCUCCUCAUUCUGAGUAUAGUAACAUAUGGCAACUAGCUGACUUAUUAAUCAAAUUUGAGAAAGCAUUAUUCCAUGGUAAAUGGUCAAAAGCUCAGCAGAUGCAGAAAGGUAUUUCCAUAUUUGAUGUGGAGGAAUCUCGUUUAAGAAAAGCACAGCUGUUCUUAAACCAAGGCAAUUUUGCUGAAGCUGAUAAAACACUUAAAAAGCUUCUUGAGGGGUGUGAAGCCUCACAUACAGUAGCUCCUCAUUUCUAUGUCAG